Anopheles maculipalpis is the source of this 1542-nucleotide messenger RNA. RefSeq names its product meiotic recombination protein SPO11 (gene mei-W68). Gene Ontology annotation, molecular function: ATP binding; DNA topoisomerase type II (double strand cut, ATP-hydrolyzing) activity; DNA binding. The transcript has 6 exons. Gene Ontology annotation, biological process: reciprocal meiotic recombination; meiotic DNA double-strand break formation; meiotic DNA double-strand break processing. The record is from RefSeq and is a predicted model, not a curated record. The coding region runs from base 1 to 1542 and encodes 513 amino acids. Gene Ontology annotation, cellular component: nuclear chromosome. NCBI's taxonomy places the organism in Eukaryota, Metazoa, Arthropoda, Insecta, Diptera, Culicidae.
AUGUCUUGCACCAGUGCCGAUUUUUUCAACGAUUGUGAGAGUAUAGAAGACUUAUUUGCCUCGGACUCGAAUGGUAGUUUGCUUUUACCGUCCAGCUUCAUGGACUUGUCGUCCGAUGAAGACUUGGCGGUUAAUUUAUCGUUCGAAUCCUUUGCGUGGGAUAAAAAUCCGGUCGAUUUGUUUAACGAUUUUACUGAAGCUACUAACGACGAAUGUAAAACGAAUAGCACCAACACAGCCACACGCGACGAAAAUUGUAAGAGUCUACAAAACACCGACCGCUUCACACCGCGUCGCGACACUACUAACACCUUGAACGGGACGGCAGUAGACCGUGGCGCUCAAGCGGACGAAAAUUGGAAUACAGACACACAGUACAGCUCGCAACAUUUGCACGUCACCAGUGAGAAAGAUUCCGGGUACGAGGAAACGAAACCAACACAAGAUCAGGAUGCUCUGUCGCACACGGAAGAAGUGGACAUUACUGGCCAACAUCGGGAGAUUCAGGCUCGAAUUGUGGAACUGCUGCAUCAAAUCGAGCGCAGUGUUAAUGAGGGCAUCCCGCUAACUAUUCGACGGAAACCACGAUGGGAAACAUGCUCGAUCGAGAACGGAAUCCUGCAGACAACCGAUCCCACAAACGAAGGCAGAACGAUUAGGCCGGCCAAUACUCGCCGGCUACAGUUGAUCGUAAAACUGUUGGCAACCAUCUAUCAGCUGCUUGCCACCGGCACAAGCUGUACAAAGCGUGAGCUUUACUAUCUGCAUCUGGACCUGGCACAAACGCCCGCUUAUACGUAUGCCGCACUGGACGACAUCUGUGCCCUGCUCGAUGCCGAUACGUGGGAGAUGAAUGUUUUCAACACCUCGAAGGGAUUGAUUGCUGGACCGCUGGUGCUGACGCUUAGCGACGGUCAAACGAUCGACUGUGGCAUUAAUCGGUGGGGUACGGCGGUACCGUUGGAUGUGGGCAGUGUGGUAGAGAUUCAACUGGCCGCCAAGCUGGUGCUGGUCGUUGAGAAAGACACUGUCUUUAAGCGGUUGCUUGAAGAUGGAAUUUUGGACAAAUUUCCUUACACGGUGCUGCUUAUAACGGCAAAAGGAUAUCCGGACGUUUCGACAAGAUUACUUUUGAAAAAAAUUGCCGAUUGGUCAAAAGCCCCCAUUUACGCCCUAAUGGAUGCGGAUCCACACGGGAUAGAGAUAUUUUGCGUCUACAAAUUUGGAUCGUUGGCUAUGGUACACCAGCAACGAUCGUUGGCCGUACCGUCCAUGCGCUGGAUUGGAUUGUUUCCAUCCGAUAUUGAGCUACUAGGACUGCAGGGUGUUCCAUUGCGCGAACGUGAACUACACCGAAUAGAGCAGAUGAUUAAGCGCCCCUACACCGAGGGACACAUUCAGCGGGAACUGCUGUUACUCCGUCAGCUCGCCACCAAGGCGGAAAUUGAAAGUCUUUACAAUAUUGCAUCCGACUUUAUUACAACGGUGUAUUUGAAGGGCAAAUUCAAAGAAUGUUUGAAGAGUAAACCGAUGCCACUGUAG